Messenger RNA from Durio zibethinus, 1838 nucleotides. It is a transcript of the gene EMB506, whose product is annotated as Ankyrin repeat family protein. NCBI's taxonomy places the organism in Eukaryota, Viridiplantae, Streptophyta, Magnoliopsida, Malvales, Malvaceae. Gene Ontology annotation, molecular function: protein binding. The record is from RefSeq and is a predicted model, not a curated record.
UUUACAUAUUUUAUUUCUCUCAUAUGUUCUCCCCAUAGAAAAGCCUACGCUAAGCGUUUGGGCUUUGCCCAUUUCAUGCCAAAAGUUUGGUCUAAAUAUGAACACAGAAAUAAAACCCUUUCCAAUGGAUAGGGAAGGGAGAGAAAAGCGCAACAAAAAUAAACACAUAAACCUUAAAACCCUCUUUAGAGGUUCCCUUCUGAUCGUACAAUAAACCCAAAACUGUUCCACCUUGUGGUAAAAGUAUGGCGGUUUCAUCUUGGAUUAUAGCAACAAGGUUUCCAUUGAUGGGUCAUUUACAAUUCUCUCCUGUUGUUUCAACUCCACUUCCAACUUUAAGCUUCCAGGCCAGAGACAAAAGUGUCAAGUUGGGCAGUUCAGGUGGAAGCUUUCCAAGGCUUUGUGUGGGUAAUUCGAGUUCUUCGACAGCUUCUUUAAAUACCCAUCAAGGAAUCUGGGAAGAUCCAGAUGAUGGAAGUGGAAGUGAAUAUGAAGAAGAAGAAGAAGAGGAGGAGGAGGAAAUGGAAGAGAAUGACGAGUCUGGUUUUCAAGAGGGAAAUGAUGUUGGGAUUAUUGACAAGUAUGCAAGGAACCAGUAUGAGGAAGACCUUGUCAAAGAGGUUGAGCAGCUUUUGGGACCAGAAGAAAAAGCAAUUCUGCAACAGAAUGCCUCUCCUAACCUGAGAAAAAUCUCAACUGCCAAAUGGAAGCCACUUCAAACUCUUGCACUAUCAUUGCAGAUACCUUUUAUGGACAAGCUACUUGAAGAUGGACUAAAUAUAGAUGAGGUGGAUAAGGAUGGUCACACUGCUCUUCAUAAGGCAAUUAUGGGUAAAAAGGAGGCUGUAAUCAGUCAUCUUUUAAGAAAAGGUGCAAGUCCGCAUGUCAAAGAUAAGGAUGGUGCUACCCCACUUCAUUAUGCAGUUCAUGUUGGUGCUAUGCAAACUGUGAAAUUAUUGCUCAAGUACAAUGCUGACGUCAAUGUUGAUGAUAGAGAUGGAUGGACCCCAUUGCACAUUGCUGUGCAAAGUAGAAAUAGAGAUAUAGCAAAAGUUUUGUUGAUCAAUGGUGCAGAUAAGACCAGAAAAAACAAGGAUGGGAAAACUGCCUUGGAUUUAAGCUUGUGUUAUGGGAGGGACUUCAAGUCUUAUGACCUUGCCAAGUUACUGAAGAUACUGCCAGCUGACAGGUAUCUUUGAUUGGCAGCUGGCAUGCCUGGAAUUUGAGAUGGAAUUUACAGUCGGAAAGGAUUGUUUUACUGCAUGGUUCUUUAAUCUUCUAAGCAGUCCUACAUUUUCAGACUGAGCAUAUACCGGACACAAAACUUAAGAGUUGUCUAAUUCAUCUUAAGAAUCCUCUCAUCAUCCAAAAUCCUGGAAUGUUUAGUUCAUGAUCCUACGUCAUAUAUAACUGUCUGGAACAUAGGAAUACAUAUGAUGCAUUCAAAAAACGCACUGAUGCGAUGACAUGGUCUGCAUGGAGUAGGAACCAUAAGACAAUCAACAUUCAUCCCAAGGGUGUAAGCCUGCUGUAAUGUUGCUGUAACUGAUGGUCAAAGUGGAAGGAAGACUAUCGCCAUAUGACAAUCCAAUUACUUACAGUUGGAAGUAGAAUGUCUGUUUGUCAUUUCAGUUUAGCUGGAGGUGUUGUAGUAGAAUCGGCAUUAAGUGAUAUCAGAUGAUUCACUUGCUUAAACUUUCCCUUUCAAUUGUUCCAUUCUGUUCAUUAUGAUUUAUGAAUGUUACUUUCCCUGGAUGUAAAUGCAAAGCACUGUAUUUGUUGAAAAUUCCACUCUUCUUUACAUUAUUGUAGUUGAGAAAAUUAGAAGUGUGUUUUAA